AGCCCCUGGGGAGGCGGCGGGGAGCGGUGAAGGUGAUGGCGAGGACGGCGCGACUCCGCCGUGCCUAGAAGGCAUGUCGCAGCUGCAGUUUGGCGCGCUCGAGCUCUCACAGAGCCAGGACUUCGAGAGUGACUUCAUGCCCAGUGAAGGGGAUGCUGCGCAUCAAACUGUGGAGAAAGCAGAAGAUCAUAGCGGGAGGCAAAAACCUGUCUGUGACCCUACUAAGACUGAGAAACCCCGUGGUUCUGGUCACGAGGAGUCAGAUAUCUUGUCAACUCAGGAAGAGAUGUUUCCUGAGGACAAUGCAACAGGUAACAACUGCCCGCUAACCAGGGCAGAGGAGGAAACGUCUCUGGCGUGCACCCCGGCCCGCAGUCUGCAACUGCUGCAGCUCUCCGGACAGGGACCCCUCGCACAAGAGAGUCGCUCCACUGUCUCUUCAGGCCUCGUUAUUCCUCCUUCUGUUGCCUUUGAAGCCGGUGCUCUUGUCCCCAGCAGCCCCACCGAACAGGAGGCAGCAAAAGAAGGGGGAGAGCUGCGGCAGAGCAGAGCUCCGCUGGUGGAGGUGGCCAUCCCGGGUAUCCCAGCAGGACCCCUUGUCCUGCCACAGGCUUCAACUCCAGUGUCCCAGAGUGCCCCAACCUUCUCUCCUGGAUCUUUCCCUGCGCCAUCACAGCCGGAGUUCUCUCACGAUAUCUUUGUUCCCACUCAGAGCCCAGAGAAGCAGCAGGAAGGAGGAGAAAAAGCUGCUGCUUUCACCCAUUUGUGCGCAGCAGGAGCUCUCCCCAGGCACACGGACGCUUCCUCAGAGGCGUCCGCAGGCGACUGCGAGUGCUGCAGCCUGGUGCUGUCUGCAAGCGAGGCCUUACGCUGGAGGGGCUGUUGUGGGGAGAACGACAGAAAACCGGGGCUGGAUGCGGGUGCUCAAGAUCUCUCUGCAAACUGCGAGAAGGCGCGAGAGGAGGAUUCCCAGGGGACAGGAACCCCCAAAAUGCAGCCAGCGAGUGCAGCAGGGGCCGAGGAUGGGCCGCCAGCCCCUGCUGCUCGGUGGGACAUGGGGUGUGUCUCAGGAAGCCGUGCUGCAGCAGAUCAGGCUGCUCUGCCUGAGGGUUUGUCACACGCUCAGGGUAGAGCAGCACAGUCUGAGGAUUGUCCGUUGGAGGAGACUCCGGAACCUGAGGCCAUUCCUGAGACUCAGUGUGAAGAAUCAAAACCACAGGAGGAGCAAAUGAGCGAGGACGGGUCCCUUACCCAUACAGUGCUUUCUCAGAGGCUUCUGGAGAGGGAAGCACAGUGUUGGGAAGACAUGGACCUGGACCUGGAAUCUGCUGAUGGUUCCUGCGGAAAUAGCAAAAACUGGUCUGAUCAGGCCCAGGAAUUAGAAAAGAUGGGGCUGGAAAGGCAGGGAAAAGGAACCUGGGAAGGCCCUGCGUCUGGCACUGGGGAGGCGAAGGAUCAACUGUCCUUUAAGGCUGCUUCGGAGAAGGUGCCAGAGCUCGACGGAGCAUCAGCUGAGCCAUGCGUGGGGGCGGUACAGCAGCAGCACAACAGCCUGUUCCCCACGGCCAAGAGUGGCGUGCCAUCGGAAGUGCCGCUGGGUGCUGGAACCCACCCUGGUUGGCCGGAAUUAGACCGGGUAACGGGGAAUCGGCCCCCGCUUCAGGAGAGAGGGGUUGGCAUGCCGGUGACUCGGGAGAGCUGGGUGCCAGAGGAUACGGAGGACACGGUUACGCCGAGGAACCUGGAGCGAGAGGCGCAGAUGCAGCCACGUGAGAAGGCAGCUGCCAAGUCCCCCAGUCCUUGCGGAGGAGCCCCGUUCCACUUGGCGUUGCCGAAGGAGGGUGACGUCAUUCAGCCCCUGACCAGUAUAACGCCGCCUCCUCUCGGCCAGCUGAAAAUGGGACCCAGAAGACACAGCACCCCAAUUGUGGACGACAGUUGUCCGGAGAGCACUAUAGCAACUAGUGACGUUACAGCAGAGGGCACGAUGGGCACCAACGUCACCGUGGAAAGUGCGGUGGUAUCAGCAGACAUGUCGGAAAUGUGCGAGAAGGAGGAGUCUGGUGCAGUUCCUGAGCCUGAUGCAAAACUCUCUCUGCGAAUGACCCUGGUCACCCCUGUGAACGACGGGAGCGAGGAUUCCCUGCCAUUCAGUUUGGAAAAGCCUGCGGCCGGUGACAGGAAGGAUGGAUCGGAUGGAUCUGCUGCUGCUGGGGCUGCUGCCAGCUCCCAGAAAGCAUCAUCUGUGUUUAGUCGUGUCUGUGAAGUUCGUCGAGAGGAUGAGGCCAGAGGUCAUGGUCUUUCCACUUCUCCGUUUAGGGGGAAUCUGUUCGGUUUUCCUGGGUCGCAGGAAGAUGCUGGAGUACAUGAAAACGCCGGUGGCUGGCAGUCCCAGCAGCACAAGGCGGCUGACGGUGGUGGGCAGGUCCUGGUUCCUGAGAGGACGCAGCGGGAUGGCCGUCAGCAGCCUGGUGCAGAGGCUGGGGCGUCUGUGGGGACCGGCCCUGUAAGCGCUCAGCCAGGAGAGGGGAGAGGGAUGCAGAAGAAAUCGAGUAAGGCGGUGACGAUGGAUGAGAGCCGAGAGAGGUGGGCACACACCAAGAAUCAAGGGGUCCAAGCUACAGCAGACUGUCGGUCCACCCCGGUAACUGUUACGGCAGCAACACAGACGUCAGGAGAAAUCCGCAGGCAGGUGGAAGUGGGAACCAGCAUGUCUGGGCAGAGACCUGAGCAACAAGACGCCAACAUCCAGACUGAGGAGAGUGGGGACAAGCUUGCCAACGCCUCUGGCGAGGACACCGACUCCCUGCACAGUCAGGGAGAGGAGGAGUUUAAUCUUCUUCACCCGCCCAAAGGCCGAGUUCAGCAUCGCCACAUGCGAACCAUUCGAGAAGUGCGCACCGUUGUGACGCGCGUGAUAACGGACGUUUACUACAUCAAUGGCGCCGAGGUGGAACGAAAGGUUGUUGAGGAAACGGAGGAGCCUGUAGUGGAGUGCCAGGAGUGCGAGACUGACAUGUCCUCUUCUAGAACCGCAGCGGGCUCAUCGCUGACCUCAGGGGACCUUGGGGAUGUCAGCUCCUUCUCCUCUAAGGCCUCAAGCCUCCACCGUCCGUCCAGCGGAGCAAGCCGCGGUCACUCUGCCGCGCACAGCAGCAGCAGCAGCAGCUCAGGGCAAGGGACCGGAGCUGCCAAGGGGCGAGUGUGUGGGACAGAAACCGUGGAGUUUGCGUUACCCACUGGCAAAGGCGCCUUAGGAAAACUAAGCCCUAGGAAAGGAGCCGCUCAGCCGGCAUCUCCGCUCAGAGCUGGCCAGACAGGAGCACUGCCUUGUGAGGAGGAGGAGGACUCUGCGCCUGGCACUCGUCAGGGUGGUAGAGCACCCAUGACACCUCGCGGGCGAGGAAGAAGAGGCCGCCCACCAUCUCGAGCAACAGGAACAAGAGAUGGAGCUGGACUGCUGGGCGUGGAGGAUCUCUCAACUACGGCAUCACCUGAGGAGAAAUCCUUCACCCGUUCCGUUCGCCUGCCAGAUGGAGGGGAGAAGCCGGACACUGCUGGCCUCUGCGCCUUGCGGCGAAGUGACUCCCCAGAAAUCCCGUUACAAGGGGUGACUGCUCCUUCAGACUGUGCGGACUCAUCCUCUGGGAGCAGCUUUGUGGGCCUCAGGGUGGUAGCAAAGUGGUCCUCAAACGGGUACUUCUAUUCUGGGAUGAUUACCCAAGAUGUUGGGGCAGGGAAGUACAAGCUGCUCUUCGAUGACGGGUAUGAAUGUGAUGUGCUGGGGAAAGAUAUUUUACUGUGUGACCCCAUCCCCCUGGAGACGGAGGUGACUGCGCUCUCGGAGGACGAGUACUUCAGUGCGGGUGUGGUGAAGGGGCACCGGAAGGAGUCUGGAGAGCUGUACUACUGCAUUGAGAAGGAAGGCCAGAGGAAGUGGUACAAACGAAUGGCUGUUAUCCUGUCCCUGGAGCAAGGAAACAAGCUCCGUGAGCAGUUUGGGCUCGGACCGUACGAACCCGUCACCCCCCUGACCAAAGCAGCCGACAUCAGCCUGGAUAAUCUUGUGGAGGGGAAACGGAAGCGACGCAGUAACCUUGGUUCUCCCAGCACUUCCAGCAGCAGCACAACUCCCACUCGUAAAGGGCAGGAGAGUCCACGUGUCCCAGCAGGCACACUGUCUGGGAAGAGGAAACUCGUUGCUUCUGAAGAUGAGAGAUCCCCAGCUAAGCGUGGGCGCAAGGCAGCAGUGACAAAGCCUGGGGCUGCGAGAGCUGGAGAGUUCGUAAACCCCUGUGAAGCUGCAGAUGCUGUCGAUCCCCCGCUGCUGGAAGACCAGCAUGGACCCUUGCCCCAUAAUAAGACCCUCUUUUUGGGCUAUGCCUUUCUCCUCACCAUGGCAACACCCAGUGACAAAUCGGCCAACCACCAGAAGCCAUCAGACGGUCCCACGGGGAGCAGUGAGGAAGAAGAAGAAUUCGUAGAGAUGGCUCCGUAUGACAAACGUUACGUAGCCCAGCAGCUGCGGGCAGGAGCUGGCUACAUCCUGGAAGACUUCAAUGAAACCCAGUGCAGUGCAGCCUACGAGUGUCUCUUAAUUGCGGACCAGCACUGUCGAACUCGGAAAUACCUGCUGUGCCUUGCCAGGGGGAUCCCUUGUGUGUCUCACAUCUGGGUCCACGACAGCUGUCACGCUAACCAGCUUCAGAAUUACCGGAAUUACCUUUUGCCAGCUGGUUACAGCCUCCAGGAGCAAAAACUGCUGGAAUGGCACCCGCGAGAAAACCCGUUCCAUAAUCUGAAGGUUCUCCUGGUGUCAGACCAACAGCAGAGCUUCCUGGAUCUGUGGUCUGAAAUCCUGAUGACAGGGGGAGCAGCAUCCGUGAAGCAGCAUCACUCGAGUGCUCAGAACAAAGGUAUCGCUCUGGGCGUUCAUGACGUGGUGGUGACCGACUCUUCCUGCCCGGCCGCUGUCCUGAAGUGCGCAGAAAUCGGCAUUGACCUGCCCCAGUGGUGA
Molecule: messenger RNA, 5017 nt
Organism: Eurypyga helias (sunbittern)
Lineage: Eukaryota; Metazoa; Chordata; Aves; Eurypygiformes; Eurypygidae
Gene: TP53BP1
Product: tumor protein p53 binding protein 1
Exons: 25
Biological process (GO): DNA damage checkpoint signaling; positive regulation of transcription by RNA polymerase II
Cellular component (GO): nucleus
Molecular function (GO): histone binding
Source: RefSeq, a predicted model, not a curated record